UAGAUGACAUGUGAAUAAUAAGGAGAUGUCCUCUUAGAGUUUAGAAUCCACUCUCGCACUUUGGGUUACUAAGGAAACGACAAUGCAUUGAGAGUGUGGCACACUUGGCCCCAAGGCCUCUCCCGGGACCGUGCUUUUGCAAAGCUUCUUCCGUCGGUUCUCAGGGAUAACCCUAAGCCCAUGUAUCUAGCUAAACGAGUCCUAUGCAUUGUUCCUUCUUUCUUUUUGAACACAAACACUUUUUUAUCCGUGUAAAUAAGUUGCAAAGAUAGCGAGAACUACUCCAAGCAAGGAAAUGUCUUUCUAGUAAAAUCAUAAUUAUCCUCUCAAACAUGUCAGGUCAUGUACUCACAUGGAAGCUAGUUGUAUAAAUUUCCAUUUCGGCCGAAUCUCGUAGAUCUUCAUGCUGAGAUUUAAACAUAUAAACUCAAUUGCCACCCUUAUACUUAGAUAUACUUAUGAGGUUUUCUCCCAUUUUUAGAAAGAUACAUAUACACCUCAUUCCUUGAGAGAGAUCCCUCUAUUAAGGUAGCUCGAAGUGCCAAAACUAAUACUGAAAUUAAUUUAUAUUUUUUUGAGCUUUUCUCAAGUCUUUGAGUGCCGUAGGUUUAUAUCUCUUGAUUUAUACUAGGAGAUAUAUACACCCUUAUAUUUCAGAAGUCUAAGAAAGAGUUCACAUUGGCGAUAGUAGAAUUUCACACAUUUAAUUUAGGUAGUGAGGAGGUAUAUAUCUGUAAAAAUAAAUGAGAACCACCAUACUUAGAUAUGAAUUAGUUGGUGAUGCCGGAUAUGUUCUGAAAUAUGUCUAGGAAGAUUCGUAUAUUUGGCAGUAAUGUUAUUAUGGCCAAAUCAGUAGUAGCUGUGGGCGGUUGGAUGCAGCUGUACUGGUUGGCAGUCACUUUCCGUGUUCAUACCUUUUUUUUCAAUUUCAAAAAAAAAUCUGUGUUCAUAUCUCAAUAUAUCAGUACCACUGAGAAUCGGCUGAAGUUGAAACUUGUGUAACCGUGACAUUUUCUAACCUUUUUUAGACGAUACAAUUGUGAUAUACUAUAAAACAUUUCCUUGCUUGGAGUAGUUUUUUGUACCGUUGCAACAUAUUUCACACAGAUAAAAAAUCAUUUGUGUUUAGAAAGAAACAAGACACAGUGUAUAGAACGCGUUCACAAAGACAGGGUGAAGCACUGAAAUUCGACUAUAAAAGUAAGCUCCCAUUCUGUAAAAACUACACACAGAUCGAAGGAAAUCAGAUACAUGAAGAAAUAAGCUUCCUGCCGCCUGGUAAGUUACGUUCCCUCUCGUCUUGUCACAAAUUCUAAUCUGGUUUAUGUUCUUAGAAGUACAUAACUUUGCAUACUUUAAAUUUGUAGAGAGGUAAGUUCCCUCUCGCUUGUCAAAAAUUCUAACAUGUUUUCUGUUCUUAGAAGUACAUAGUUUUGAAUAUCGUAGAUUGUAGAGAGGUAAGUUCCCUCUCGCUUGUCACAAAUUCUAAUCUGGUUUCUGUUCUUAGAAGUACAUAGCUUUGAAUACCGUAGAGUAGAGAGAGAAAAAGCUCGUUUCUUGCUUGUGAAAUCCUGAAAUCCACCAUCUAAGGAUCUAGACUUUGUUGUAAGCUUUUGCUAAUCAGAUCUACAUAGGACUUAGUGGUUUACAGGAAGUUUAGAUGUUCUUCUAAGCUUGUGAUUAUCAGAUCUCUGUGAAAUUCUAGCGAUUUAUUACAGGUUUUUGCAGCUUCCUGUAUGUUUUGUGUGGUGCCAUGGCCAACGCCCUUUUUUCUUUUUUUUCCCCACGCAGGUUUGUCUCCAAGAUUUGAACGGAGGAAGGUGGUGAAAUCCGCCGACCUGACCUGCCUACCAUGGGAGACGCCAACGAGAACCUGGCCCAGCAAGGAGAUGCCAACAAGAACCCAACCCAUCGAGGCCUUCCACCUCGCCACCUCAUCAUCCCCUACUCCAUCGCCGCUGCCAUGGCAAACCGGCCCAUUCGCCUAGCCAGCCAGGCUCGGCUUUUCAGCGGUGGUGGCGGGGUGGCAGCCCAGCAGCCUCCGACCCAACAUGCUAUCGCAGCCCAAAGGCGCCUGCCCAGCCGCAAUCCCUAGAGCCGCAUCGUCCCGUUACUCCUCCCGGACGGCAAGAGCAACCACAUCAUUGACACCAGCUUCACUUCCGAGGAAGCGUUCGUGCCCGCAGCACCGCCGCCGCUGCUCGUCUCCGCCGCACGCCGCCCCGUGGCGCCGUCGGCGCAGCCCAUUGCUACCAUGUUCGCGUGGCCAGUGCCCCCGCGCGGGUGGACCGUGUCGCCGACCACCGGCCGCUAUCGCUUUGGCUACGGUUUCGGCGGCGAGAGCUCAUCCUCUACUGCACUGCGCACGCCCGCUGCUCCUACUACCACGCGGGGGCCUACUCUUCUUUUUCUUCCCGCGCCGCCCGUGCCUGCUCCUCUUGUUCAUGCACCACCCACGCUUGCUCCUCCUCUUGUUGUGCCACGCGGCGGGUGGACCAUACCACCGACCACCAGCAACGAUUGCUUCGGUGAUGGCCAUGCGAGCUCGUCGACUGCUGCGCCGCUCACGGCCGCUGGUCAUUCUACACCGCCCGAGCCUGUUCCUUCUGUUCCUGUGCCGCUCGGUUUGACCAUGUCACCGACCACCGCCCACUACAGCUUCAGCUACGGUGGAGCGAGCUCAUCAUCUGCUACGCCACGUGCGCCCAUUGCUCCUCUUGCACUGCGCGCACCUGCACCUCAUCUUUGUGUGCCGCGCGUGCUUUCUCCUCCUGCUCCUACGCCACCCGUGCUAGCAACUCAUGUUCCUACGCCGCCUGCGCCUGCCCCUCCAGUUCCUACGCCGCUCGCACCUGCUCCUCCUGCUGAUGUGCCACCCGGGUUUACUGUGUCACCGACCAUCACCCGCUACAGCUUCGGCUAUGAUGGAGCGAGCUCGUCGUCUGCUACGCCACGCGUGCGCACUACUUCUCUUGCACUGCGCGCGCCUGCACCUCAUCUUCGUGUGCCACGCGCGCCUGCUCCUCCAGUUCCAGCGCCGCUCGCGCCUACCCCUCCUAUUCCUACACCGCCUGCGCUUGCUCCUCCUGUUGAUGUGCCGCCUGGGUUUACUGUGUCACCGACCACCACCCGCUACAGUUUCGGCUAUGGUGGAGCGAGCUCGUCUUCUGCUAUGCCACACGCCGCCACUGCUCCCCUUGCAUUGCGCACGCCUGCACCUCAUCUUCGUGUGUCACGCAAGCCUCGUUCUCUUGUUCUUACACCGCCCGCACCUGCUCCUCCUGUUGCUACGCCGCCCACACCUGCCACUCCAGUUCCUACGCCGCCCAUGACUGCUCCUCCUGCUGAUGUGCCACUCGGGUUUAUUGUGUCACUGACCACCACCCACUACAACUUCGGCUAUGGUGGAGCGAGCUUGUCGUCUGCUAUGCCACGUGCAACCACUGCUCCUCUUGCACUGCGUGGGCCUGCACCUCAUCUUCGUGUGCCACGCAUGCUUGCUCCUCCUAUUCCUAUGCCGCCCGCACCUGCUCCCCCCGUUCCUACGCCGUCCAUGCCUUCCCCUACAGUUCCUGCGCCGCCCGUGACUGCUGCUCCUGCUACAGCACCGUCCGUGGCUGCUCCUGCUGCUGUGUCGCAUGGGUUGACUUUGUCACCGACCACGACCCGCUACAGCUUCGGCUACAGCGGCGUGAGCUCGCCGUCUGCUGUGCCGUGCACGUCCAGUGUUCCUCUUGCACUGCACGUGCUUGCUCCUCAUCUUUGUGCGCUGCAUGUAUCUGUUCCUCGUCCUUGUGCGCCGUCCGCAUCGGCUCCUCCUGCUGCUGCACCAUGUGGGUAGACCGUGACACUGACCACCGGCCGCUACUGCUUCGGCGACAGCGGUGCGAGCUCGUCGUCCACUGCACCGCGCGCGCCCACUGCUCCUCUUGCACUGCACGCGCCUGGUCUUCAUCUUCGUGUGCCGCCCGCGGCUGCUCCUCUUCCUGCUGCACCUCGUGGGUGGACCAUGCCGCCGACCACCGGCCGCUACAGCUUCAGCUAUGGUGGCCUGAGCUUGUCGUAUGCUACGCAGCGCGCGCCCAUCGCUCCUCUUGCGCUGCGCUCGCCUGUUCCUCAUCUUCGUGCGCGGCGCGUGCCCACUGCUCCCCUGCUGCUGCUACGCCGCGCGCGCCUACUCCUCCUGCUGCUGCUACUGCCCUGGCUGCGCCUCCGGCGACACCGUCCGGCCUGCCUUCCUGGCCGGUGCUGGUUCGUCCACCAACCGGGCCAGCGCGUGUGUGUCUGGCGCCCGCCGCGCCAGCAGAGGCAUUCGAGGAGUACCUCGUGCAGCGCCGCGCGAUCGAAGCUACGGUCGACGAUACGCCAUGGGAGAUGAUCGGCAGAAGCAGGAAAACUGGUGGCCCCAUGUUUGCGGUGGCAGGUGGUGGCCGCGACAAGGCGGAGAUGGAGGCCAAGGAGGCCAGGGAGCGUCACAAGAACAGGAUGGACAAAGGAAGGCCGCCGCCGCCGCUCCCGCCCAGCAGCCACCGCCGAUCGCGUCGUCAAUUUUAAUUGCCUUGUUUUGCACGUGAUCACCAUGUACAAAUAUGCAAUCCUAACGCGGUUUUUGCCGUCUCAGUUAUUCGUACUGCAGAUGCUCCGGGGAGCUCAGGUGAUGGUAGCAAGAAGCGUAGAGGUGGGAGGAAGGAGAAACAAGCUUGAUCAUCAAGAAGCUGGACCGUUCGUCUUCAAUCCAUUUGGCACCGGAGAUUUCGUCUGCAUCAAUUCUUGCAUGGGUCGUCGAACUAUGUUCUGGAGUUGUUUGUGUUAAAGUCCCAAACUUAUGUUGGGUUUCAUUUAUUCUCGGUUGUUAAAAAUUAUUGAAACAAAAUUACUUUUAGCAGGAAUAUAAAAGAGACCAAAUGCUCCAAAUAGAGCAUAUGAAAAGAUCAGUUGUUGAACACCCUGAAAUAGAAAUUCCUGAACUAAAGAAUUAAACAUUAAACAGUUAAAUCCCUGAUGUAAUAAGGGGAAAA
Messenger RNA from Oryza sativa Japonica Group (Japanese rice), 5018 nucleotides. RefSeq names its product vegetative cell wall protein gp1. Lineage: Eukaryota; Viridiplantae; Streptophyta; Magnoliopsida; Poales; Poaceae. The record is from RefSeq and is a predicted model, not a curated record.